Molecule: messenger RNA, 1674 nt
Organism: Etheostoma spectabile (orangethroat darter)
Lineage: Eukaryota; Metazoa; Chordata; Actinopteri; Perciformes; Percidae
Gene: tmem158
Product: transmembrane protein 158
Exons: 1
Coding region: 373-1074 (233 amino acids)
Source: RefSeq, a predicted model, not a curated record
CUCACACCUGAAGUGACAGAAGGGGGGAUGGGGGGGGGGGGGGGGGGGGGGGGGUGACGCUCAGAGAAGCUCAGAGAAGCUGUGAUGAAGGCAGCGCACGGUGCUGCUCAGCCUGCUUUCACUGUAAAGCGACUGCAGGGCACAUUUGGGGAAAAAGUCCGAAAUUAUCCAAAGGGAGGGGGACGCGUGCAUGUGACAAGCUGUGGACGUUUCCAUUUACACCAGUCGGGCAGGGAGUUAAAUCUCUCCAUCGGGAGGUGCGUUAUUUAAAAAAUCACUGGCGAGUGGCAUUUUCUAACAUUGCACGCCUCAUCCGUCGCCUGCGGAUCGCCACAGCACCAUGCGAGCAGGAGAGACUCGCCCUAGUGUGCCAUGCUGAACGACUCUCCGACGCUCCUGCUGGCUCUCACCGCGGUGGCCGGACUUCUCCAGCGAUGCCAAGGCUGGAGCGACGAAGACCUCAUCCUGCCGCCCAUCAACUCCUCCAACAGGUUCCUGGCCAAUCUGGAGGUGGACGUGCGCUUCUCCAAGAGGUCCGUGGAGGAGAGCGAAGCCUCGGCCGACGCUUCCUCGCUGCAGACUCUGACCCAGUGCAACGUGAGCGUCCAGAGACUCCUGCCCACCUCGUUGGUGGCCCGCUGGGACAGCACCUUCGGCUUCCAGUGUGAUGUGCUCAUCUACACCACCAACAACCACGGAAGGGCUUUUUUCUCUGCGUCUAUCAACAGGGCGAUCUCGCCUGUCGUCAUCGAGCACCUCGGGGUCGCCGGGGGUCAGCAGGAGUUGCGGCUGUGCGUGGGCUGCGGGAUGUCCCGGUACCGGAGGUUUGGUCAGGGCAGGUCGAGGGGCCAGCAGACCGGGGAUCAGGUCACUUUCUGCUGCGUGGAUUUCAGCCUCGACGAGCUGAAGGGCGACAAAAGUUGGAGGCUGAACAGAAAGCCCAUCGAGUCGACACUUGUGGCUUGUUUCAUGACUUUGGUCAUCAUCGUGUGGAGUGUUGCUGCUCUCAUAUGGCCAGUCCCGAUCAUUGCAGGGUUUCUGCCCAAUGGGAUGGAGCAGAGGAGACCGAGAUAAUUGAAAUUAUCUUUAUUAUAAUUAGCCUGUGCUGCCUAUACUAUAACUGUAGCCACCCAACUGUUUACCUGAAUGAAUGUUCGAGGAGCUUUGGAGACAUUUUUGAUCAAAUGCUUUAGUUUUUGGUGUUCUUUAUCCCUUAUUAGAGCUCCUCCUCGUUAGGACAACCAAGGUAAAGUAUGAUGGAUUAUACCAUCCAAUAGUAAUCUAUACACCAAUGUGUUUUGUAUUCCCUUGUAGGACUUCCUAUAUAUUAUGUCAGCGCAAACUGUGCAAACUUUUUUCUCUUUAAACAGUGUUUGUAUAUUUUUUAACCUUUCUAGAAAGUUUUUGCCUUAUCCCAUGUGUAGGACCUUUGCACUGAAAACUGAACUUCAAAGUGUGCCGUCGCAUAUAUAACCUAUAGUCAUGUUCAAAGUAAAUGUAAUAGUCGCCCCCCUCAUACGUUCUGAAAAAUAGAUGUUUCUGAGUGACAUAGAGAGGGUUUCGAUAAUUAUAUUGUUAUAGAUUUAUAAUGUCAAAUUCAAUAUGCGUGCUUAUUUGUAUUCAUGUUCCAACGGUUUCAAUGAAAAAUAAAAAUUGAUUAUAGGCUAUAUCUCA